Molecule: messenger RNA, 2078 nt
Organism: Anthonomus grandis grandis
Lineage: Eukaryota; Metazoa; Arthropoda; Insecta; Coleoptera; Curculionidae
Product: inosine-5'-monophosphate dehydrogenase-like
Exons: 9
Coding region: 452-2014 (520 amino acids)
Biological process (GO): GTP biosynthetic process
Cellular component (GO): cytoplasm
Molecular function (GO): IMP dehydrogenase activity
Source: RefSeq, a predicted model, not a curated record
UGUGAAUUAAAUCAAACUUCUCGUAUAGCCCUGGUAUGAUUCAUGCAUGACUUCUGCGCUUUAUAUUGUUUUAGAAUCAACAAAAUCCUUGAAAUCCAUCCAUUAUCUGCAACGCGAUUUUUGACGAAAACGUUUCUCGUUCUCGCGUAACAUUAUACGCCAUUCAUUAAAAAAAAUCUCCGUAUUGAAAACAACAAAAUCAUGUUGUCCGAGUGCGUAAAAAUGAUUUGAUUUUGUUGUUCUCUUUAAACUUGAGUAAUCAGUUCGUAGGCAAGUAUAUAUAAACUCAAAACAGAUUCGUAUUAAUAAUUAUUGUUAAUUCUGUUUCCCCGGCAACACGUGCUGUCUUACUUCUUGUGAAUAUAAGUGUGUGAACGAUAAUAAUACAGGGAUUUAGUGGUUAGGUUUUUUUAUAGGGGUCAUUUGACAAAUUGUUUUGGGUUAAUAAAAUAUGGCUUUAACCAAUGGGGAUGUUAUGGCAGAUAUGGAGGAACUAAAUGAUGGAUUGUCUGCUAGAACUAUGAUUGAAUCCGGCAAUGGACUCACUUACAAUGAUUUUAUCAUACUACCAGGUUACAUAGAUUUUACCCCCAAGGAAGUGGACUUAUCCUGCCAAUUAACCAAAAAAAUAUGGCUGAAAACACCCUUAGUUUCAUCCCCAAUGGACACUGUUACAGAAGCAGACAUGGCCAUUGCUUUAGCAUUAUGCGGUGGUAUUGGGAUCAUCCAUCACAACUGCCUACCGGAGUACCAAGCCAACGAAGUUCAAAAAGUGAAAAAGUAUAAACAUGGUUUCAUCAGGGACCCGAUUGUUUUGGGGCCCAAUAACACCGUCCUGGACGUUCUUGACAUAAAAGAAAAACAUGGUUUCUGCGGAAUACCGAUUACGGAAAACGGAGUACUGGGUGGAAAACUCUUGGGCAUGGUCACGUCAAGAGAUAUCGACUUUCUUGAAACUAACAAUUUAAAAAACACCAAACUGGAAAACAUUAUGACCAAACUGGGGGAGCUUGUGACCGCACCUUCAGAGGUGACCUUAAGCGAAGCAAACUCCAUUCUGGAGAAAAGUAAAAAGGGAAAGUUGCCCAUUGUGAAUCCUGAUGGGAAUCUUGUCGCCUUGAUCGCUAGGACCGACUUGAAAAAGGCCAAGAGCUAUCCUAUUGCUUCCAAAGAUGGCAAUAAGCAGCUUCUCGUCGGGGCAGCUAUAGGAACCAGAGAAGAAGACAAACAAAGGCUGGCCUUGUUAGCUCAAGCAGGCGUAGACGUGAUCGUCCUGGAUUCUUCACAAGGCAAUUCUAUUUAUCAAAUAAACAUGAUAAAACACAUUAAAUUCACUUAUCCGGAAAUACAAGUGAUUGCCGGAAAUGUCGUGACAAGAAAGCAAGCAAAAACCUUAAUAGACGCAGGCACUGACGGGUUAAGAGUAGGCAUGGGCAGCGGCAGCAUUUGUAUCACCCAAGAAGUGAUGGCCGUCGGUCGGCCUCAAGCAACAGCCGUUUAUAAAGUGGCGGACUAUGCCAGGAGGUUUGGAGUGCCUAUUAUCGCUGAUGGGGGUAUUAGUUCAACUGGUGGCAUAAUCAAAGCGUUAGCGCUCGGUGCAUCAGCAGUAAUGAUGGGGUCAAUGUUGGCCGGAACAACGGAGGCACCGGGAGAAUACUUUUACGCUGACGGCGUCAGACUAAAAAAAUACAGGGGAAUGGGUAGUAUCGAAGCGAUGACCAGAAAGGACGCAGUUGGAUCUGCCAUGAGUAGAUAUUUCCAUAGUGAAGGGGAUCAACUUAAGGUAGCACAGGGUGUGAGCGGAAGUAUUGUGGAUAAAGGUUCAGUAUUGACUUACGUUCCGUAUUUGAUCACGGGCAUUAAGCACGGUUGUCAGGAUAUUGGAGCCAAAUCUUUAAGUAAACUCAGGGAAUUAAUGUACUCAGAUGAACUAAGAUUCGAAUUGCGAUCACAUUCGGCCCAACAAGAAGGCAGCGUUCACAGCCUGUUUUCAUAUGAAAAACGAUUAUUUUAAGCAUCUGAAAUCCAAGCAGUUUGUUAAUUAUUAUAAAUAAUAAAUUUACAUGUAUUUAAGUAAA